This is a messenger RNA of Lachancea fermentati, 3024 nucleotides long. The record is from the annotation of a GenBank genome assembly. NCBI's taxonomy places the organism in Eukaryota, Fungi, Ascomycota, Saccharomycetes, Saccharomycetales, Saccharomycetaceae.
AUGAUCGAAAGAGUUAGCCGAGAUUGGUUUUAUAAAUUAGCCUCUGACUUACAAGAAGAACGGGUCCGGGCAACGAUUGGUUUGAUUGAGGAACUCUCAGAGAUUAAGAAUGAGUCAAAAGAAUGGGAAUAUGUGUUAAAUAGACUCAUAAAAGGUCUUGCAUCAAGUAGAAAUGGUGCUCGCUUAGGCUUUUCUCUAUGCUUGACUGAAGUUGUUUCGUUAGCGCUCGAAAAGAAAUUCCUUGGCUCUAUCGAUGACUAUAUGGAUCUGCUUCAAGGAGCAUUGUUCAGAGAGGCCGUCAAGAACGGUAAAGAGGAGCGGGGUCUUUUGUUCGGUAAGAUGUUCGGAUUUCAAGCACUUUUAAAUGAACCACUAUUUUCCAAAAUUUUCAAGAGUGAGUCAAAUUUACUGAAUGUGGGCUUCACAAUGAAAUUCGUGGAUUCUCUAAUUCAAACAGCUCUUCAAAAGAACUGGAUUCGGGAACCUUGCUUUUACACAAUUUAUCAGGCGCUUGAAAAGCUGUCACCUUUUUUUGAUUCUUGGGAGCCUAUUGUAGGAAUUCUACAAUUGCUUGAUAAAAGAGGUUUAACACUAACUAAUGAGGGUUUGGCAGUUUACAUCUACUUCAUUCAUGUUUGUGAUCACACAAGAACCAUUAUCGCGGAAAGUGAUUCAUUGGAGAAACUAUCCGUGACACCAGCGUGGAAGUACAACGAUCCAUUGACUAAAGGAAACUUGCCUACAAUUGCAGGGGUGCUCAAAGAUUCUUCGCCUGUAGAUGACACGGGCUUGAAACAAAAAGGAACAUGGAACUCCAGGCUGCACUUUGUGUGGGAUCUGAUACUGCAAGUGUUGAUUAGAGGUUUGGAAGAACAGCCCACUCACAUUUCAAAGAAGCGGAAGAAGAGCAAAAAGGAAAAAGGUCGUUACAUUGAAUUUCCCGACUUUUGGAAGUUUGUAAUAGAUGAAUCUUUUUUCAGCGACAAAUCAUCGAGUGAAAGAAAGUAUCAUGGACUUCUGAUUGCAGAGAAAGCUUUUGAUCUCGUCCCAGAUCAUUUGAUACAAGUAGUCGUUUCGAAGAAUCUUCUAAGAUGCUUGAUCAAUCAAGCAUCGGACGCUGAUAGAAACCUUCACAAAAUAGCUCAAAAAAGUCUUAACUCAAUUGUUAAGGCAUGUCAAAAACAGCCAAGUAGAACUAUAGCAUUUGCGAGCUCGCUUCUUUUUGGCGAAAGUGGAAGUAUUAACUUUGACAAAAUUACAAAGACUAAAACAAUUAAUUCUCUCAUCAAUAAUAAAGGAUUGACAGAAUCAAAUAUUAGCGCGCUAGUCAACAUGCUAGUUGCUAAAGCGAUGAGCGAUAAUGACAUCAAGACAAGGACAUUUGUACUAGAUACCUUGCUACAUGUUGUUCGUGGUCACAAAAUUGACAGUGAUGAAAGUUGGAUAAAUCCGCUGUUGAAAUGCUUAAUAUGUCUAGGCUUUUUUAAGACAUGCGAUAGUGUUGCCAAAGAAUCAGAGGAUAAUGAGCCCCUGAGUGGUUUGGAACUUGUCGCUAGGGACAGGUUAUUCUCUAUACUUGCUGAGCUUUUCUCGGCAAAUGAUAAACUUUCUGGAUAUGCGUCUUGGCCUCACGUCGCAUUGGAUAUUUUGGGCGAGAAACGUGAGUCUCUUAGACUGCUGAAUUCCAUGGACGAAGAAAUAAAAGAAAUAGUUGAACGAGGUUUGCUUCAACACAAGAUUAUUUCCUCAAAGUUGGCAAAUUCGCCCACCGCCCAAUUACGCGGUUUAGAAUUACUGUUCUCAGUAACACUUCUGUUAGUGUAUUCCGGCGAUACAGAAUCCGUUUUAGUUCUGGAAGACCUCAUGAGCUUAGUAGAUUCUCUGAACCAUUCUGAGGAGAAUACUACAUUAGUUGGUCUCACAGAAAUCCUACUCUCCUUCGCAUCACAGAAAAAAGCGCUUUUGAAAAAACUGAGUCUCCAGGUAUGGGAGCUAUUUUGUGGUGAUGUAUCACUCAUUGAACUCAAUGUUCUAUUUGGAGUAUUAACGGCCAGGGAGAACAAAGAAGGUUUCGCAGCAUUGUUUGAGGCUGACAAUAAUGACGAGGAAUCUGCAACAGAGGAUGUCAAUGAAUUAGAUUUGGAGGAAGUCUCAGAGGAAACCGAAGUGAGUCAGUCAGAAGAAAGCGAUUAUUCUGAUGAUAACGUAGAAAAAAUUGAUAAGGAAGCCACGAGUGCUCUUGCAAGAGCCUUAAAUCUGCCUGACACAAUUUUUGAUGAAAAAGGAGAGGUCAAAAUUGAAGAUCUGAAUAGCUCCGAAGAUGACGAAGAUGUUCUAAGUGAAACAUCAUUAGAUGAUGAAAAAAUGAUGGAACUUGAUGGCCAAUUGUCAGAAAUUUUCAAGAGGAGAAAAGAAGCCCUGUCAGCCAUAUCAACAGGAAACAAAAGAAAGCAAGAGGUACAGGAAUCUAGGGAAAAUGUAAUUGCUUUCAAACAUAGGGUGGUAGACAUGAUUGAAAUUUACGUCGGAAAUUUGGAUAACUUUUUGAAGCGAUCUUCCGGAAGUCAUUUGAAUCUCAUGAUUAAUUUCAUUUCAACAUUAAGUCCGCUAAUCUCUUGUUUAAGGAUAACUCUUGAUAGAGCACUUGCUGAAAAAGUAUCAAAGCUAAUCAAAAACAGAAUUUGCAAACCAAGAUGGAAGUCAUUUGAAUUAUCUGUCACAGAAGAAAUACAUUCCCAAGUUAUGUCUAUGCUAACAGAAAUUCAUGAAAUGUUACUUGUUUCAAAAGGAGGUCAAUUUCAAUCUCUAUAUUUCGCAGCGUGCUCCUCUGCGUCACUCUUUUUGUCUAAGUUAAUCGUUGAUAUGUCAACAGACGAUAAUGGCUAUGAUCAGCUGAUCGAUCUUUAUACUAAGACCUUAAAAUCUUGGCUUUUAGAGGGUAAGUUUGGUGUCUCCAUCUUCCUGGAUUUUAUGAAUUGGCUUGACAGUAAGAAACAAAAUCGCCACAAGGCCCUGGAAAAAUGA